Messenger RNA from Caenorhabditis remanei, 423 nucleotides. RefSeq lists its product as uncharacterized. The transcript is spliced from 3 exons. The record is from RefSeq and is a predicted model, not a curated record. NCBI's taxonomy places the organism in Eukaryota, Metazoa, Nematoda, Chromadorea, Rhabditida, Rhabditidae. The coding region runs from base 1 to 423 and encodes 140 amino acids.
AUGUCGAUUCCAAAGGAUCUGGAACAACUAGUGGCCAAAGAUCUUGAAACUGAGAUGCCAGCAGACCAAAUAGAAAGAGGCAGGAAGUUCUACAAUGAUCUCUCUUCCGAACAGAAAGAUGCAGUGUACAAACUCUUUAAGGGGAGUUGUAACAAAUACUUUGAUACCGAGAGCUAUAAAAACGGUAAGACCAACACCGCUGGACAUCUAGUCUGUUGCCAUGAUUUAGGAAUGUGCGGCACAUCGGGUUGGCUCAUCUUCCUGAUCAUUCUGAUCGUUCUUCUGUGUCUUGCCGGUGCAGCUGCUGCCUUCUGGUUCUUCUACUACAAAAGAAAGAUAGGCGGUCGUGAUGAAGAGAAAGAGAUCGAGUCGACUGCUGACACUGCCAAUACUGAACAUGAUAUCUCGGUGGAGACUUAUUGA